Messenger RNA from Microcebus murinus (gray mouse lemur), 1494 nucleotides. RefSeq names its product carbonic anhydrase 6 (gene CA6). Lineage: Eukaryota; Metazoa; Chordata; Mammalia; Primates; Cheirogaleidae. Gene Ontology annotation, molecular function: carbonate dehydratase activity; zinc ion binding. The record is from RefSeq and is a predicted model, not a curated record.
CCGCCAGCCCGGAGAGCCUCCGCGCCGCCUACCCGACGUUUGCUCGGCGGCACUUCCCGGCGCCCUCACCUGGCCGCCGGCUCUCGUUGCCCAGGACAGAAGCGGAGAGUGCUGCAGACACGGAGUUCCUGAGCCUUUAAAAGAAGAGCUUCCCCAGAGUCGGUGCUGAUCGCAGUCCUGCACGCCAUGAGGGCCCUGGUGCCUCUUCUGUCCCUGUUCCUCCUGGGCACCCAGGCCCAGCAUGGGACCGAGUGGACCUACUCAGAUGGGGCGCUGGAUGAAGCACACUGGCCGCGGCAGUACCCUGACUGCGGGGGGCAGAAACAGUCCCCCAUCAACCUGCAGAGGAAGAACGUUCGGUACAACCCUUCCUUGGGGGCGCUCAACCUGACAGGCUACGGCGCCCAGGUGGGCAAGUUCUCCAUGACCAACAACGGCCACACAGUUCAGAUCACCCUGCCCCCCACCAUGCAAGUGACCACCAUGGACGGCACCAGGUACAUAGCCCAGCAGAUGCAUUUCCACUGGGGCGGCGCGUCCUCGGAGAUGAGCGGCUCGGAGCACACCAUCGAUGGGGUCAGACAUGUGGUCGAGAUUCACGUUGUUCACUACAAUUCUAAAUACAGGAACUACGAUAUCGCCAAAGAUGCCCCGGACGGGUUGGCCGUACUGGCAUGCUUCGUUGAGGUGAAUGAUUACGCCGAAAACACUUACUACAGCAACUUCAUUUCUCAUCUGGCCAACAUCAAGUACGCGGGACAAAGCACGAUUCUGAGGGGCCUUGACGUUAAGGACAUGCUGCCGGCGAACCUCCGGCAGUACUACAGCUACCAGGGCUCGCUCACCACCCCGCCCUGCACCGAGAACGUGCACUGGUUUGUGCUGGCAGAUACUGUCAAGCUCUCCAAGGCCCAGGUUUUGAAGCUAGAAAAUUCCUUGCUGGAUCACAAAAACAAGACCAUCCACAAUGAUUAUCGCAGGACCCAGCGCCUGAACCACAGAGUGGUGGAAGCCAACUUCGUGUACCACUCUAAUCAGGAAUACGUUUCAUCCUCUGAGCUCCAGUCUCAACUAAGCAGGAUCAACAAAAACCUCCUGUACUUGAGAAGACUUCUUGAAGACAAGAGAGCUAGAAGGCGCCAGUAUUUUAAGUAGCCUGAAGCCUGAGCGAGGACUGAAGAGGAGGCCACCGCUGCAGCCACACCUUGCCCUGCCCACCACGACCCCUGGGCUCCCCCUGAGGCCACUGUUGAUUUCGGAUUAAACCAGGGAAACCAUCAUCCACAAAUGGCAGUGAGAUGGUUUGAAUACACGAGAAGGGAUCUGAGUCAGACGUCCCCAGUGGAAACUGAUAGGAAUAGAAAUCUAAAGGGAAAGGAGCCCCACUUACCCUCCUGCGAAAUCAGCACCUCAAUCUGCGAAAAUUGUGAACCAGCCCGAACCUCCCUCUAGCAUUGAGAUGUAAUAAAAUGAUUUUGGAAAUUUACCAUUUAA